GAAGUUUUGGCCCCUUCGCUCGGUCCCUCCCUCGGUUUCUUGUUCAGCUCACAGGAAGCGCGAGACAUUCCGCGGGUGAGGAAGGAGAUGUGAGCUGGAGUCCCGGAUAAUCACCCCAGAACUGCCCCAGCUCCCUCACAGGACCCCUCCAGGGUGUGAAACCGAAUGGAGAAUGUCUAGACGUGGAUGUUUCAAGAGUACAAAGCACAGGGCGUCCACGGAGCAAUGCGAGGCACCUCAGGAGUCAGGGAUUCAUGUCUACCUGUUUUGGACCAAAGCUGGAGACUGUUACCUGACUCACCAGGAUGGAGAAGUGUCGGCGGAGGAGCUCCUGAUCCGGGCAGCAGAAGCUGUCGGGAUCACGCCCGUGUGCCACAUUCUGUUUGCGCUGUACGAUCCGUCGUGCUCUUGCUGGUACAGCCCUAACCACAGGUUCGACCCCAAAAAACAGUCGAGCCUGAUACUUCAUUUCCGCAUGAGGUUCUACUUUCGGAACUGGCACGGACUGAACGAGAAGGAGCCCAUGGUGUCGCGUUACACCAGUCAGACGGGGAGCGAGCAUGGAGCCGCACCCCUGCUGGAGAUCACAUCUCUAGAGUACCUGUUUGCUCAGGCAAAGUGUGAUUUUGUGAACGAUGUGACAUCGCUGGAGGACGUGACGGGUGAGGCAGAGAUCAGUGGCUUUAAAAACGAGAGCUUGGGCAUGGCGGUGCUGCACUUAUCUCACAAAGCUCUCCAGCUUAACACCUCUCUACAGGAAGUGGCCAAACAGACCAGCUUCCUGCACUGCAUCCCGCGCUCGUUCUCUCGCCACAUCGCACGAGACAACUUUCUAACCAAGUUCCGAAUCCGCCGUGUGUUCGCUGACUUCAUGCGAAGCUUCCAGCAGCACACGGUGGGUCAGGGCAGGCUCGGCUCUCAGGAAGUCAUGUAUAAGUAUCUGUCCACGCUGGAGCGCCUGGCCCCGCGCUUUGGCACAGAGACCUUCUCCAUCUUCCACCUGGACCUGAGACCAGACGGCGACGGCAGCGGAUCGUAUCUGAACGCCUCGCGGGCACGUGAGCCCCUGGAGGAGAUGACCUGCACUCAGCCCACACACGAGGUCAUGAUCUCUGGCACCACUGGCAUCCAGUGGAGGAAGGUCCCGGCUCACAGGGCUCAGGAUAAUAACUAUAUGGGAAAUGACUACCUGACUAAGAGGAAGCGAGAGAAGCAUGAGGUCACUCAUCAGGAGAUUAACACGCAAGAAAGCUGGAAUGUGUUCUGCGACUUCCCUGAAAUCUCACAUAUCGCCAUAACAGGAGUAAACGUCUGCAUCAGCCGGCAAGACAACUUUGCAAUGGACUUGCGCCUGAAGUCCACUCUUGAGGCGCGCUCUCUGGUGUCACUGCUCGACGGGUAUUUCCGCCUGACAGCAGACGCUCAUCACUACCUCUGCCAUGAGGUGGCACCACCCAGAGUGGUCCUGGGCGAGGCUAACGGCCUUCACGGUCCAAUACUCGAUGAAUUCGUGCUGCAGAAGCUGAAGAAGGAACACGUAGAUGACGGCGCAUACCUUCUGCGCUGGAGCGUUCUGGACUACCGGCGGAUCAUAUUAGCGGUGCUGAGUAGGGCUGAGGAUGGACAGAAUCACACGCAUAAGCAGUUCAGGAUCAUGCAGAAGGGCUCGGUGUUCAUGCUGGAGGGCUGGGAGCGAGAGUUCUCCAACGUCAAGGAGCUCACAGAGAGCCUGAAGACCUUCGUGCUAAAGUCUGGUCAAGACUGCUUCACCGUAAAGAAGUGCUGCCUGCCCAGACAUGCAGAACUGUCAAACCUCCUGGUAAUGAGGCAGGGCACCAACGGCAAUCCCAAGCCUCUUUCUGAAACCCUCAACCUGUGCCAGCUGAGAUUCCAUCAGAUUAAAGACAAGGAGAUUAUACAGGAGCAGCACCUGGGCCGUGGCACCAGGACCAACAUCUAUUCGGGUCGCUUGAUGGUGCGCAGCGGAGUGGAAGACGAUGAAGAUGAAUGGAACAACAAUCUCACCAAUGGAAAAGGCAUUCGUGUGGUUCUGAAGAUCCUGGAUCAGAGCCACAAGGACAUUGCGCUGGCAUUCUUUGAGACUGCGAGCCUUAUGAGUCAGGUUUCUCACUCUCACCUGGUUUUUGUGCAUGGUGUUUCAGUCAAAGGAUCUGAGAACAUAAUGGUGGAAGAGUUUGUCGAGUUUGGCCCUUUAGAUGUCUUCCUGCACAAAGAGAAGGCUCGUGUAACCCCUCAGUGGAAGUUCACGGUGGCGAAACAGCUGGCCAGCGCCCUCUGUUAUCUUGAAACGAAACGCCUGGUUCAUGGGAAUGUGUGUGCGAAGAACAUUCUGGUCGCUCGUAAGGGACUGGAGGAGGGCACGUUUCCGUUUGUGAAGCUGAGUGACCCGGGCAUAGCGCUAACUGCACUCUCACGUGGAGAACGAGUGGAGCGCAUUCCAUGGAUCGCUCCGGAGUGUGUGCUGUGUGACUCUGUCAUAGGCAGCGCUGCAGAUAAGUGGAGCUUUGGAGCCACGCUGCUGGAAAUCUGCAACAACGGAGAUCUGGCAAUGAGCGGCAGCACUUUGCCGGAGAAAGAGCGUUUCUACGAGACCCAGAGUCGCCUGGCGGUUCCGUCUUCUCAGGAGCUGGCCAGCUUCAUCAGCAUGUGUCUGACCUACGACCCCGCAGCCAGGCCCUCGUUCAGGACCAUUCUCCGGGAGCUGACAGAAAUACAGAUAAAGAACCCGGACAUUUCUUCUGACUGCGAGGCGCUUCCAGAUAGAGAUCCUAGCAUCUUCCUUAAGCGGCACCUGAAGAAGAUCCGAGACUUGGGAGAGGGGCAUUUUGGGAAAGUGAUGCUGUACGUAUACGACCCUGCCAACGAUGGCACUGGAGAGUAUGUGGCAGUGAAGACCCUCAAGCAGGACGGAGGCAAUCACCUCCAUGACUCUUGGAUGAAGGAGAUUGAAAUCCUAAAAUCACUCUACCAUAAAAACAUUGUUAAGUACAAAGGCUGUUGCACUGAACUGGGUGGCCAGGUGGUCCAGCUAAUCAUGGAGUACCUUCCACUGGGAAGCCUUCGGGAGUACCUGCCCAAACACCGUCUGGGAUUCACACAGAAUCUGCUCUUCGCCCAACAAAUCUGCCAGGGAAUGGAUUACCUGCACUCGAAACGAUACAUCCAUCGGGACCUGGCUGCUCGUAACGUUCUGGUAGAGAACGAGGGAGUGGUGAAGAUCGGUGACUUCGGCUUGACAAAGUACAUUCCUGAGGGCGAGGUGUAUUACAGGGUUCGAGAGGAUGGAGACAGCCCUGUCUUCUGGUAUGCCAUCGAGUGUCUGAAAGAAAGCAAGUUUUCCUUUUCCUCUGAUGUCUGGUCUUUUGGAGUGACACUGUAUGAGAUUCUGACACGCUGUGACCAUCGUCAAAGUCCACCUGCGAAAUAUGUGGAGAUGAUGGGGAUGGUACAAGGUCAGAUGACAGUGAUGAAAUUGAUUAACCUUUUGGAGAAGCACAGGCGUCUGCCAUGUCCUCGGGACUGUCCACAUGAGGUGUACAUGCUGAUGGAGCAGUGCUGGGACUUCAGACCAGCAAAUCGUCCAACAUUUAAGUUCCUGGCCGAGUCUUUGGAGGAAAUUCGUCGUACAUACGAGGAACCUGCAGUGCGGCUUGCUCAGAUUAACAAUCGCUGAACAGUAUAUCGCACUUUACAGUAUAUCUUACUUCCUGAUGAUGUGAUGCCACUGGUUAUAAAAACAGAAGUUGCUUCUUUGUUCUAGUAACACAUUGAUCCACUCUGUUCCUCAAGUGCUCUUUGUCGAUAUCUGUGAUGAGACUUUAUUUCUUGGUGUGACUGUGUGUAUUGUAAAUAGAUGUUUUGCUGGUAUUUUACAAUUUUAUUUCAUUACUUCACUGCUCUGCCUUAAGCAUAUACAGUUUAAACAUAUUGUUAUUUUCUUUAGUUUUUAAUAUGUUUUUGUUUCUCCCCCUUUUUUAUUUUAAAUGAAAUGACUGGCUAAUGUAAACCAAAGUUGCUUCUGAAAGGGCUUAAUAGUUGACCCUGUUUUGCCAAAUUUGCACCUUAUUAUUUAGGAACUUUGCCUGAAUAUUUGUUUACUGUAUUUAUUUGCCAAUUUUUAAUCAAAAGAAUAAUUUUACCCAUAAUACUCAAAGGACUCCAGCGUUAUAUAAAAUGCUCAGAGAUUCAUUUUGUUGAAUGAGAAUGUAAUGAUGGAUGGAUGGAUGAAUACAGGACUCAGGCGUACACACCAAUUAUCGCUUUAAUAAAAAUCAGUGUUUCAAACCAUUGGAAACUUUUUUUAACAUUGAACUGAAAUUAGUCAAUGUUUUUCAAUAGUUAUUAUCAUUGAUAUGCAGUACAUUUUGUUUUAAAAUUAUUUCAUGAACAAACAUCUUAUCCUUCUUAGUUAAAAGUCAAAGUGCCCAGCCAAACAUGUACUCAAAAACAAAUAUAUAAAUGUUUAUAACUGAU
Clarias gariepinus (North African catfish) is the source of this 4494-nucleotide messenger RNA. It is a transcript of the gene tyk2, whose product is annotated as tyrosine kinase 2. The transcript has 24 exons. Gene Ontology annotation, cellular component: membrane; cytoskeleton; cytosol. Gene Ontology annotation, biological process: cell differentiation; peptidyl-tyrosine phosphorylation; intracellular signal transduction. The record is from RefSeq and is a predicted model, not a curated record. NCBI's taxonomy places the organism in Eukaryota, Metazoa, Chordata, Actinopteri, Siluriformes, Clariidae. Gene Ontology annotation, molecular function: ATP binding; non-membrane spanning protein tyrosine kinase activity; cytokine receptor binding. The coding region runs from base 173 to 3694 and encodes 1173 amino acids.